AUGGAAGAGGCGAUCAAUAGGCUGACAGAAGCGGUAACCGCUGGUCGAGAGGGAGGAGGUGCGGCCGUACGUGGUAACCAUCGCCACGUGGGGCAAGAACAGCAGUUACAACCGGUGAACCGAGGGGAAAACUUGAAUCCUUUUUCGCAAGGGAGGACAGUAAAGCUGGAGUUUCCUCGAUUCAAGGGAGGGGAUCCUACGGCGUGGAUAAGCAAAGUCAAACAAUACUUUGAUUAUAACCACACACUCGAGGACCAGAAGGUAGGCUUCGCUUCCUAUCACCUGGAGGAUGAGGCUAAUGAGUGGUGGCAGGCAACAUCAAAGGCGUUACGAGAGGAUGGGAUCAACAUCGCUUGGCCGAUCUUCGAGGAGGAACUGUGGGUACGUUUCGGCCCUGUUUACGGUGAAGACUUCGAUGAAGCCUUGUCAAAAAUCCAACAGACGGGAACGUUGCAGGAGUACCAAUGA
This is a messenger RNA of Camelina sativa (false flax), 468 nucleotides long. The record is from RefSeq and is a predicted model, not a curated record. Lineage: Eukaryota; Viridiplantae; Streptophyta; Magnoliopsida; Brassicales; Brassicaceae.